GAGGGGAGCCUGUGCUGGAAAUGAAUGCUAAAAAUAUCAUCCCUUCAGAUCCACACUGACAGACACACACACGCACACACACACGCACACACUGUCGCACUGUAUCCACAACUUCUUGUUUUGUCAGACUGUACAGCCCCGCGCACAGGACAGCCGCGGUGGAUGUCUGUACGCGCGGCGGCAGUUGAGUGAAUGGCUUGAGAAAAGGUUGAUGCGAGAGGAAGAGGGCGGUCAAAGUGUGACGCCUAACAGUGUGCCUUUCUCUGCCAACGGUUUCACUCCAAGUCAUCGCCUGUUAGACUGCGUCUCAAGUGUAAUUUGUCGUUCGGGUCACAGCUCCCGCCACAGGACACGCAUGCUUGAAAAGACCUCCGCGCACUUGAUGCCCGCUUUGGUGAUGCCAUGCCCCGGAACCACAGCGGAGACGAAGGCGGCACCGGGCUCUGGAUGAGAACAUCGCCGGGGCAUCGUAACGAAGGCUACGGCUCGAAAGAUGUGGAGUCCGGACGAAGGAUGAUGAACAACGCGGGAGACGGUUUGCUGUCCACCUCCACGGCAGCAGGUGCUGCCGGGUCCGAGAGCAUGAGGGGGAAGCAGGGAGCCCGGCUCAGCCUGCUGGGGAAGCCGCUCAUAUACAGCGCCCAGAGCGGCCGGAGAAACGUGCGCUACCGGCGGCUGCAAAACUACCUGUACAACGUGCUGGAGAGACCGAGAACAUGGGCGUUCAUUUAUCAUGCUUUUGUGUUCAUCUUGGUGUUCAGCUGCCUGGUCCUCUCUGUGUUCUCAACCAUCCCGCCUCAUCAGGACUACUCCUCCUACUGUCUCCUUAUUCUGGAGUUUGUGAUGAUUGUGGUAUUUGGGUUGGAGUACAUCAUCCGUAUCUGGUCGGCAGGAUGCUGCUGUCGCUACAGAGGAUGGCAGGGACGACUCCGCUUUGCCAGGAAGCCUUUCUGCGUCAUAGACAUCAUUGUGCUGAUAGCGUCUGUGGCGGUGGUGUCGGCGGGUAGCCAGGGCAACAUCUUCGCCACCUCGGUCCUGCGGAGCCUGCGUUUCCUGCAGAUCCUACGCAUGGUGCGAAUGGACCGAAGAGGAGGCACCUGGAAGCUGCUGGGCUCUGUGGUCUACGCACACAGCAAGGAGCUGGUAACCGCCUGGUACAUUGGCUUCUUGGUUCUCAUCUUCUCUUCAUUCCUCGUCUACCUCGUGGAAAACAAGUUCAACAAGGACUUUGCUACCUACGCAGAUGCCUUGUGGUGGGGCACGAUUACCCUGACAACCAUCGGCUAUGGGGACAAGACACCAAAGACAUGGACAGGGCGGAUGCUGUCGGCAGGGUUUGCCCUACUGGGCAUCUCGUUCUUUGCCUUGCCAGCGGGUAUUCUGGGGUCAGGCUUUGCCCUGAAGGUCCAGGAGCAGCACAGACAGAAGCACUUUGAGAAAAGGAGAAACCCAGCCGCCUACCUCAUCCAGUGUGUUUGGCGUAGUUAUGCGGCUGAUGAGAACUCGGUUUCCAUUGCUACCUGGAAGCCUCACUUGAAGGCGUUGCAUACCUGCAGCCCUACAAAGAAGGAGCAGGGAGAGUCGACCACAAGUCAGAAGUUGAGUUUCAAGGAGCGGGUGAGGUUGGCGAGCCCCCGAGGUCAGAGCAUCAAGAACAGGCAGACGUCUUCAGUGAACGACCGGCGGUCUCCGGUGGCUGAGGCUGGGACAGAGGGCACCAGCCCUGCCAAGGUACAGAAGAGCUGGAGCUUCAACGACCGCACACGCUUCAGACCUUCACUCCGCCUUAAGAGCCAGUCGCGCUCCACCACUGAUGCAGCAGACUCCAACAUUGCAGGGGAGGAUGGCUUUGAUGAGAAGGGCUGUCACUGCGAGAUUUCGAUGGAAGACUUGCUGCCCUCAGUCAAGUCUGUCAUUAGAGCUGUCAGGAUAAUGAAGUUCCAUGUAGCCAAGAAGAAGUUUAAGGAGACACUGCGUCCUUAUGAUGUCAAGGACGUGAUCGAACAGUACUCUGCCGGUCACUUGGACAUGCUGUGUCGCAUCAAGAGCCUGCAGACCAGGCUGGACAUGAUUGUAGGCCCGAGCAGCCGAGCCAAGACCUUUUCCUUCCCCUCCCUGCCCUUAUCUAACAGCCAGGGCAAAAAGAACGCCACUCAGGGAGUGGACCAAAUCCUCGGGAAAGGCCAGAUCCCUCUGGAUAAGAAGAUUCGGGAGAAGCUGCUGUCUGAUGGAGAUAUUUUAGAGGACGUGAGCAUGCUGGGUCGUGUCUGUAAGGUGGAGCGGCAGGUCCAGUCGAUUGAGUCGAAGCUCGACUCCUUGCUCGACAUCUAUCGGCAGGUUUUGCGUAAAGGCUCGUCUUCAGCCCUCACCCUCUCCUCUUUGCCCCUGUUCGAGCUGGAACAAACCUCUGACUACCACUCCUCCGUCUUCAGCAAGGACCUGUCCUGCUCCACCCAGGUCAGCAGCAGCGGAGCGCCUCCCCCUGGUGGCUGUGUCACACGCUCCUCCACCAACUCCCAGCUCUCCCAGGGAGGACUCCAUCUCAUCCUGGCACCGCCCAACGAGCUCAACCUCAAUGCCUCCUCUUCCACGCCUCCCUCCGGCCUUGCAUCCUCAUGUUUUAGCCCGUCACCACUGCGUCAUCCCCACCAUCAUCACCACCAUUAUCACCCCCACCAUCAUCACUCCCAGGCUCAGGCCACCACACCUGAAAGUGGCACCGAUGAGGCUGUGGGAAGCUCUCCACCCAUCCUCACCCCAAACAGUAUCAGCAGUUGCAGUGGCGGAGGAGAUAGAGGGUUUCCUCUUCUGGCGAGGCUUCCACCACCACCCCCUCCCAGCCGAAGCGGGGGCCCGAACAACUUGCCACGAGCGACUUCCACAGAAGUGCCCCCCGACAUGGAGGACUUUUGUGGAGGUUUAGGGAUGCAGAUGGAGGACAGCAGUGUUGGGGAGGACCUGGGCCUUGGGUUAGGGCUGGGAAGACUUGGGCGGCAGCUGCACGGCAGCACCAAUAGCAAUGGCAAGCUAAACCCUAAGGAGGAGGGCUCCUGGAGGAGACAUAUGAGCCUGGAGCUGCAGUCCCUGGUGCCUCCAGCCCUGGGCUGCUGCUCAGGCCCCAGCCAGAUGGACCGAGGCUUGGGCAAAUCCAUGUCAGUGCAGGACCUGAUGCAUGCUUCGGGGACUGUCCAGGACACCCACCACAGCCACAGCCUGUCAUCUCCAAGCCCCAGUACAGGCAGUGACUCCCCCAUUGGCUUCCACAGCUGUAGCCAAGACCCUGGGGGAGGAGGGGGUGGAGGCGGUAUAGGAAGGAGCAGUGGAGGUGGUUGGGGCGAGGAAGACCUCUUUAUCAGCGACAGGGACAUAGAGGCGCAGGGAUUUGACUUCCUGUCACUGGGGACUGCUGAGGCCCACACCUACUCCUCCGAGCUCCUGAGGACAGGGAGCAGGGCAGGGACAGGGUCCCAGGGCUCCAAUCGUAGCCUGGCCAGCGGUCACGCAUCCUCGCCCUCUGCUGGCAGCACCGAAUUGCUGAACAUGCCACACGUACGGCUAAAAUAAAUUUGCCUACAUGUACAUGCAAAUCUCACCUCACGAAGACGGUUUUUAUCUUUUUGGAGGGGUGUGGGAUAUAACAAUGGGUCCUUUUUUGUUUAUUUUCUUGUUGAUCCAUUUGAUAAGAAUCACAGUAUUUUCAUACAGGCUGAUGACAAGACAUAUCAUUGCAUGAGUUACUUGUUGUUUUAAAGAAUGAUUGCCAAAUCUGAGAUGAAGGCUUGUGUAAUGGGAACACAGACCCCCAAAAGCUGAGACUUUGCCAUUAAAAAAAGCCAACUAAACUUGGUCCUGAAAGACAGUUUGACUAUAUGUGACCUAGAGACACAGCAUGAGUAUUGCAUGUUUUCAAAGGUACUGAGAUUAGCAAGAUACGGUUUACACUUAACAAAGUAGAAAGGCAUGAACACCAAGCCAGAACACCACUCACAACCGUUGUAAUUAAUGGGGAAAAAAAUGGGUCUUAAUACUUAAACUGCGUGGCCAUGUAAACAAAAUCCUUCCUGUCUCUCUAAUCACAUGACAGGCCUCCAUAGUGAAGUGAAUGUUACCUCACCAUAGCCAAACUUUUCAUUUUCCAUUCUUGUUACUAUAUUUAUUUUUUCCCCAUCAUUUUAGAAAACCUGAUAACCUCCCGAAGUUUCUUUAAUAAAUCUUUAAAUUAUAUGAAUUACUAUCCUCAACCAAAAAUUAAAAACAAAAUACCACCACAAGGACCAUAACGAUGUGUAUUUGUUGAGUUUUGGCUCCUAAACUACGGGUCUUGUGUACUUGCCAAUUUUGCUGACCAUUUUCAAAUGCGGGUAAAUUUUUUUAACGUAUUCUUUUUACAGUUUCUGGCAUCGGGUUGCUAUUAUUUCCAUACCGUAAAUCCAUUAGCAGACUCCUGAAAUGUGCUUGAGUUAUGUAAUCCGUCACAGUGAACAACAGGUGAUUUUUGCCAAUGCUACAUGGUCAUUGUGUGGUUAUGCAGUUUAGCUUUGAAAAAUGCAUUGCAUUACCUCAUAACAAUAAACAAACAGAAACUACUUGAAUUAGAAGCAAGUCUGAAAAGUCAGGUAACUGAUUUGUAUAUCAUAAUGCCAACAUUAGACAAAAUAUGACGAUACAUGUCCAUUUUGUUGCAAGGGAUCUUAGGAGCAGUUGUUUGUUUUUCAGAUCAAUUAUUCAUGGAAACACAUCUUGAAUGUCAUUUCUUGGUUUAAAAAACUGUUUGAUAUUUUGAUAUUUUUGCAUCUUAGCAAAGAGCUUUGUUUUGGUCGGGAACAGAUACACUGAAAGAAAUGUUCACAAAUUUAACUUUGUAUUUGCAUUUGGCUUUUUGCCACCCUAUUUUUACAUGAAAGGAAGAUAUUUAAAUCAUGGUUACUGUCUACUUUUUUCAUAAUGUGGGAUUAUAUUUGCAUCCUUGAAGUGGGCUUGCUGCAGAAUGUAUUGCUUAUUUCAUUACUAAUAUGAGCAGAACAUCUAUUGCUGCUUGAACUGCUGAGCAGUGACAUCAAAAUGAGAAACCAACUUCCUCUUCCCGUUGCAUGGUACAGAAUCAGGUGCAUCAGGUAAGAUGAAGUGCUUCUCUCCAAGUUAUAGGAAAAUAAUGAGAGCGCCACAAGAUGCAGGUAGAUACUACCCAUAUAGCAUCCAAAGCCUCAGAGGUGAAUGAUCACACUUAGCUAGCAGUACCUCAAUGAAUUCUGAAAUCCAGUAUCAAAGACUACAUUACAUGUGAAGGAGGUUUUGGGUCAGUUUGCUUUAAAGAAGUGGAUUUUAAUUUCCUUCAUAUACUUAAGUAUAUUUUGCAUGAAGAGGUUGCCAUAUCCAAACCUAUCUAUAACUGAAAAUGAAUGCCAUGCCAUUUAGACAAAUCACUAGUUAAGGUUCCAACUGAUUGCAUCUGAAUUUAAAAAAAGACCCCAGUUGAAAUGAAGUCUACAAAAUGUGCAGUACAUGCAGUAUAUCGGUGCCUUGCAUUUGUGGUACAUAUUGAUCUCCAUAUCUACAAUCCUGAAAAGUGCAUUAGGUUCUGCCAAACAGAAAUAGUUGCACUGGCAUUUUACGUUUUGUUUUGUUUUUUAAUUCAGAGAUCAUUUUGCUACUGGGCAUAAAACGGGCCUUUGACAUGUUAACAUUCUGUCACGUUUCUUUUAACUUAUUUAAAUUAUGUGCACAUAUUUACGCACUAGUAAUAAUCUCAGUUAGAUUUAUGAAGCCUGUAAUGUAAUGAAAAUGCAGAUGAACUUUUAUUCUCAUUCAACAAUAAAGGAAAUUGUAUGAA
Molecule: messenger RNA, 5830 nt
Organism: Micropterus dolomieu (smallmouth bass)
Lineage: Eukaryota; Metazoa; Chordata; Actinopteri; Centrarchiformes; Centrarchidae
Product: potassium voltage-gated channel subfamily KQT member 5-like
Exons: 15
Coding region: 403-3564 (1053 amino acids)
Biological process (GO): potassium ion transport; transmembrane transport
Cellular component (GO): membrane
Molecular function (GO): voltage-gated potassium channel activity
Source: RefSeq, a predicted model, not a curated record